AUGGCCGUCAGAUACGAAUCCACCGACGACUAUGAAGAGUUCAUUCUCUUCGUUGAGGUCGACAAUGACUUUUCUGAAAUGAACGAGAAACUUCUAGAUGGAAAAGUGGAGGGUUGUUUUGUUUCCUCUCCGCCGCCUGCUGACCAGAAGUUGUUGCUGUUAGCAAAGGAUCUCUACACAUUCCGCCUGUGCAAUGCGUUUGGGACGUAUUUGUUUUUCGAAGAACAAAAAGCACUGCACAAGUUACACUUUCUGGGCAAGGCGAACUCUCGUCUAAUUAUCCUCGACAGGGCGUAUGUCGCGCAAAAGGAUAGCAUAGUAACUUAG
This is a messenger RNA of Soboliphyme baturini, 327 nucleotides long. Lineage: Eukaryota; Metazoa; Nematoda; Enoplea; Dioctophymatida; Soboliphymatidae. The record is from the annotation of a GenBank genome assembly.